GUAAAUUAAAGAAAAUUAAAAAAAAAAAAAAUUAGCCUUAUCGGACCAUCCUUGGGCUACACCAUCCAUAGGUGUAGCACUACUCAUUUGUUAAUGAGGCUUCUAAUUACAUGUAUAGCAAUAAGACACUCGUUUCCCUAUCUAAUUUUGCCUAUUUCCAAAUUCCAGCACUGAAAUCUUGAGCGUCUUUAACUAACAUGAGGGACUUCCUGCAGCUAUCCUUCCCUAGUUUGGAAGUACUGCAUUUGCGAGAUCUGCCCAGAAUAAAGCAUGUUUGGAGUAAAGAAAUAUUCAGGUUUCAAGAUUUUCCUGUUCUACUUCAUUUUCAUGUCAAGGGAUGUGAGAGUUUGGAAAGUUUGUUUCCAGCAGCCUCAGUGGCUACAAGUCUACCGCAAUUGAAGUCUCUAAAGAUAGUAGAUUAUGGGGUAAUGGAGGAAAUUGUCGCGGGAGAAGACCGGACAGAUCCAACAACGAGGCUUUUGUUCCCCAGCCUAAAUGUUCUAAGACUUGAUGGGUUGCUAAACCUCAAGUGGUUUUACCAAAGGGUGCGUACUUUGGAAUCGUCGUCAUCCAAGGAAUUACAUGAGCAGGGAGGCACGCUUUUUGAAGAGGUUGCCUUUCCUAAUUUGACAAAUCUGGAUUUAUGUGGUCUACCCAAAAUCAAGCAUGUAUGGAGUAAAGAUCCACAAACAAUUCUCAGGUUUCAGGAUCUAAAAGAAAUAAAUGUUCGGGAAUGUGCAAGUCUUAAAAGUUUGUUUCCAGCCUCGGUUGGUGGACUUCUUAAGCAAUUGGAGAGCAUUAGAAUUAAUGACUGUGGGGUGGAGGAAAUUGUUGGGGCUGAAGGAGAAGAAGCAGUGGGAAGGACGUUGGUGUUCGAGUUCCCUCGAGUAACUCGUUUGCAUCUUACAAAUUUACCAAGACUCGAGUGUUUUUACAACGGAGAGCAUACUUCAAAAUGGCCGAUGCUGAGAAAUAGGUUGAUUGAUAGGUGCGAGAAAGUUGAGAAGGCGAGGGAGAAGGCAAAAUUUAAGCGGGAUAGAUGUUUGAAUGUUUCUAAUUACCAAGGCAUGAAAAAUCUAUCAAAUGGCGAAUUGCUGAAGCUAACCACAGGUCUUGCUCAACCUUUUCUGUUGGCCGGCGUACUUCUCCUUGACAAAUUAUCCCGGGGUGUUAUACUUGAGAAAUUAGCACCCAACUGUUAUAUCCGAGAAGCAGAAAGGAUUCAGUCGGAGAGAGAGGGAGAGGCAGAGGAGCUUUUGGACCAGGUCGAGCUUGCAUCCUAUGGAACGACACCCGUAGCCAGAAGAAGCAGAUCGCUUUUUCUCUGGCGAUUGCUUAAACUGCAGCUAACUUCACUGGCGGAUCUCAAUCGCGGAGAUCAAGUUUUAUCUUCCCGACGAACGAACAAGCGCAGGGAGUCGUCUUAG
Messenger RNA from Carya illinoinensis, 1427 nucleotides. RefSeq lists its product as uncharacterized. Lineage: Eukaryota; Viridiplantae; Streptophyta; Magnoliopsida; Fagales; Juglandaceae. The coding region runs from base 198 to 1427 and encodes 409 amino acids. The record is from RefSeq and is a predicted model, not a curated record. The transcript is spliced from 5 exons.